AUGAAACACAUAGAAAACUAUCCCUAUGAUGAAAAUGGCAAAGCACAAUAUAUAAUAAACAGCAAAAAAAAAAAUGUUAGUGCAAAUAGUUCAAAUAGUAAUACCAUUCAUGAAAAUUGUUCAAAUGGAAAAAAUAAUAAAUCUAAUAUUUUUAGGGAUAAUGGCAAAAGAAAAAAUAAAAAUGUCCUCGUAGGUAGUGCCUUAAUAGCUGAUAAUCAAAAUGAAAGAAGGAAUGUUAUUAAUGAAAAAAGUAAAAUGGAAAAUAAUACAAUCAAUGGGGAAUCUACGCCAUAUAUGCAGAAAAACAAUUUAAUUAACGAGGAGGAAAAUGAACCGAUCAGUAGACAGCUAAGUUUGGAGGGCCCACAUAAAUACAGCAGUACCAUUAGCAGUAGCAGUAGCAGUAACAGUAACAGUAACAGUAACAGUAACAGUAACAGUAACAGUAACAGUAACAGUAACAGUAACAGUAACAGUAACAGUAACAGUAACAGUAGCAGUAACAGUAGCAGUAACAGUAGCAGUAACAGUAGCAGUAACAGUAACAUCGGUUUGAAUGUUUUACAUAAUGAGAAAUUGAACGAGGUGGAGAAAAGGGCAGAUGUAUGCGAACUUACAAUAUUACGAAACCAUGAAAAUUUAAGUGAAUAUACAACAAUAAAUGUCAAUGGAGGACUAUACAACAUGAAUGCAGAUCAUUCCAACAAUCUCAUGCUAAACCAUAUCCUUAAGAAAUCAAAUGGAAUAAUCCAUAAAAAAAAAAAAUUUAUUUCGGAUGUAAAUGUUUUAAAUAAUGAAGAUGAAGAAUAUAUGAGUUGUACUAACAUUUCAGAGCACAGUAAUAUAUCAAAAAAUAGUGUUAAUGCUAAUUUGGAUAGAAAAAAAAGCGAAAUGGACUAUAGCACACCGCGCAUCUUAAAUACACCAAACAAUAGUAAUAUAAAGCGAAUGCAAAAAAUCCAGGUUGAUGAAAAUAAAGACAGUGGUAAGGAUAAUUUUUUUGAACUGACGAGAAAAAUAUAUGAGGAAAUUCCAAAAUGCCAUUUCGGACCUGAAAAAAUUAAUGAAAAAUGGAGCGACCGAAGGAAUCAUAAUGCCUUCAAUAGCGGAUGCACUCAAAAUAGAGGAAAAAAGAAAUCCACCACUGACAGUGGUAGUAACAGAAGUGGUAGUAACGGUAGCAGUAGGGGCAGUAUUGGUAACAGCAGCGGAAGUGGAAGCCGCGUAAAUUACUCUAUAAAGAGAAAUGCAAAAAACAUGCUAAUAAGCAACACAGAGGAUAUAAUAAUGUGCGUUGAUAAUGACGUUGCUGGGAAGGGAAGCUUAGGUGUAGUGAAUAAUGAGGUUGGCAGCACACAGAAGAAUAAGUGUGGAUUAUCUGGAAGUGAAAAUGCUAAUAAAAAUGAGAAGUAUUACUUAAAUCAUGAUGCUGAGGCAAAAAACAGUAUAACCAAUAAUACGAAUAAUGACUAUCUUUUUGCAACCACAAAUAACUUUAGUGAUGCCAUGAACAUAUAUAUCUGCUCAAAUAACAGCAUUACAACAUAUAAUAGUAACGUGAACUUUAAUGGUAAUGCUAGUGAUGCCCCAUAUGAGAAUAUGCAAACCUUUUAUAGAGAAGAAGAACCCCUUUCUAGUUACAGUAGAGACAGAAUAAAUAAUCCUAGUGAGUCUGUCUAUAAUUCUACUAGUAAUAUAAAUGAUAAGAGCAAAGAUAUUAAUUACCCAAAUCUGAGUAGAGAUAAAACAACUAGAACUCCACUGCCCAUAUGGCAAAUGAACUCUGAGUACAAUAACAAAUUCAAUGAUAUUAAAUGCAAUAAUUUUCAGUCGUUUAGUAGUUCAAAUACUUUUAAAAAAUGCAAAUCGGAUUUAUUACAGGUAGGAAAUUUACACGUACCUAAUCAGUGUAACGUUCAAUACAGCGAUAAUAUGAGAACUCAAAUUAAUCAAAACAAUUCUAGAGAAAUGGAAACGCAAAAAAUGAAUGACCAUAUCGAAACAAAAACAGACAGGGAGAGAUACUAUAUAUCAAAACAUAAUUGUUCAAACAGUACAAAAAUAAGAAGGUUAAAAGAAUUUGAAAAUUUACUUUUCGAAUUAAAUGGAAUGAAAACGAACUUGAGUAUACAUAACGACGUUUAUAAAAAGUACAUGAAUGAUGUAUUUAAGAACGAUAAUUUUGUUAUUAACACCUCAAUGGUUAGGAGUAAUGAAGAUAAAAUUGUUGACACAACGUUAGAACGUACUAAUGAGGAGAAUAACGUAAAUGGAGGAAUAAAUAAAGCAGGAAAUAACUAUGCAAAGUGCGAAUAUGAUUGGGUACAAAACUUUUUACAUGAUGAUACAAAUAGCACAGAAGAUAUGAACAAAAAAAAAAAUUUCAGAAAAAACAGCAAUAAUGCAUAUGAAGUGAAUUGUACAAAUGAUGCAAAAGAUGCUGAUAAUAUAAAUCAAGAAAAUUCGAAGAUUUGUUCACCUAAUUUUAGUGGCAUACUAAAGGGUAACAGUGUCAUUGAUACAAAUGAAAAAAAAGACAUGAAAAAUAAAAAAAAAAACAAUACAACAAAUGGGGAGGGUGUUACAUUAACUAAAUUGGAAAAUCAAGAUAACAUAAAUUAUAUGAAUAAGGUUAUCAAUAAAUACAUAAAGCAUUCAAAUGAUUUUAACAAUAUGAACAGCAUGAAAAAUAUAAGCGUACAUGUACACAAUUCCGAAGGUGUUAUUAUAGGAUUACUGGAUGACAAAAUUGAUGCUGUUAGUGUGAAAAACCAUGUAAAUAAUCAUUACAAUGGAGAACAUAUUUUCAACGUGAAUGAAAACUGUAACUCGUAUGAUUCGUCCAACAACUGUUACAAUAAUAAUACUCCUUCCUAUGUAAAAAAUGAAAAUAAAGAGAGUAAGAAAAAUGAUAAAAGUGAAAAAACAAAUUCGAGCACACGAAUUGAAGGAGAAAAAACACCUUUCCAUUAUCAUGAGGAAUGGAUGAAAUUAGUAAAGAGAGAAAAAACAAAAAGUGCAACUAACCACCAAAUUAUAUAUAGAAACGAAUAUUAUAACAGCAGUGAGGGAAAUGAUAAGAACAACUAUAUGGGUUAUGAUAAAAAAGGCAGCUAUUCAUUUUUUUUACACGAUGAGGAAAAAAAAAAGGCAUCGCUAAAUUAUGAUUAUAACAGCCCUACAUUGGAGUGCAAGUGGAGUGGAAGUUUACAAGAAACGAAGAAAAGAAAUAAUGAUUGGAAAAAAACAAGCGCGGAUAUAGGCCCUAAAACGAACAAAGAAUUAGGUCCCCAAAUCAGCGCAGAAUUAGAUCCCCAAACCAGCGCAGAAUUAGAUCCCCAAACUAGCGCAGAAUUAAGUCUCAAAACAAGCGCAGAAUUAAGUCUCAAAACAAAUGCAGAUAUAUGCCCAAAUAAUGGUGAUAACAACGAUGAUAAUUAUAACAGUCUCACGGGCAUUUAUGGAAAUAACUAUAUAACAACUGAGAAUAAGCAUGAUAAGGGGGAUUUAAUUGACUUCAGUUCAGGGAAUAACUUGACAAAAGGAGAGGACACAAGAAUAGCAGGUGAAUUGGUAAGAACAAAAAAUAGGGAAAACUGUGGAAAUUGUUCAAAUUAUUCAAAUUUUUCAAAUUAUUUAAAUUGUUCAAAUUUUUCAAAUUAUUUAAAUUGUUCAAAUUGUUCAAAUUGUUCAAACUGUUCAAAUUGUCCAAAUUGUUCAAAUUGUUCAAACUGUUCAAAUUGUCCAAAUUGUUCAAAUUGUCCAAAUUGUUCAAAUUGUUCAAACUGUUCAAAUUGUCCAAAUUGUUCAAAUUGUCCAAAUUGUUCAAAUUGUUCAAAUUGUUCAAAUUGUUCAAGUUAUUCAAAAUAUUCAAGAUAUUCAAAUUAUUCAAACUGUUUAUUUACAAAUUAUGGAGGUACCCAUAUUAUGCUAGAACAACAAUGUAAUGACAAAAAAUACAUCAGAAAUGAUUUAUAUCCUGUAAAUAUCUCUUUUGAGAAAAACAAAAAAGAGAAAUCAACCCCGUCUAGUGAGGUAACUUAUUACAGUACCAAUAACAGUAGCAAUAAUAGUAAUGCCACCACUGCUACUACUUCCACCACCGCUACUACUUCCACCAAUUCUCCUACUACCACCAAUGCUCCUACUAUCACCAAUGCUCCUACUACCACCAAUGCUCCUACUACCACCAAUGCUCCUACUACCACCAAUGCUCCUACUACCACCAAUGCUCCUACUAUCACCAAUGCUCCUACUAUCACCAAUGCUCCUACUAUCACCAAUGCUCCUACUACCACCACUGCUAUCACUACUUCCACUUCUAACAACAACUGUAAUAGGAUGGACGUUGGAAAAAUCAUGUGCAAGAACGAAAAUUCUAAUUUUUAUAUUAAUGGAAAUUACAAUAAUAACGAAGAGGGACAUGGGAAAAAUGCAGGUAGUGCAACGAAGUGGACACAUAAUAUUAAUACACUUGGAGGAGGUGUUAAUUUUAGUAAAUGUAAUGAACUACAGAAUGACGAAAUACACUUUAAAAAAAAAAGGAGUGAAGAAAGGAUAAGUAAAAAUAUAGGUGAUCAAUUAAGUAGUAGCAUUAAUUCAGAUAGUGAGUUGAACGUGUGCGCGAGAGGCGACAACAUGGAGUUUUUCGACAAUUCUAAUGGUAAUAAUAGUGGUAGUAUUAGCACUACUGGUAUAUUUGGUAGUAGCAAUAAUAGAAACAGAAGCAGUAACAUCAACAGGAACAGCAGUAGUAAUGGUAAUAGUAAUGGCAGUAAUAAUGACAGUAGUAAUGGCAGUAAUAAUGACAGUAUAAUAAGAAAUAAUGACAGUAAUAAUGACAGAAAUAAUGACAGUAAUAAUGACAGAAAUAAUGACAGUAAUAAUGACAGAAAUAAUGACAGUAAUAAUGACAGUAAUAAUGACAGAAAUAAUGACAGUAGUAAUAGCGCCCUUGGUGCUUAUAACACGAACGGUGAGCGCACAUACCUCUGUACGAACUUUAAUAAGUACAACACUACUGAUGGAGGGAAUGGUGCCAGUCAUGAAAAUAAUACAUUUAAUCAACGAGAAAUCGAUAAUAAUAGUAAUGAUGUUAAGAAUAAUGCAAAAUAUUCCUUUGGGGAUGGUAGCAGUAUCAACGGGGUAUAUAACGCCUUUACAAUAAAGCAUAAGGAGAAUAAAAAUUUUAACUGUACUGCUAAUGAGGUUGAAAAUUCGAAAAAUAUGAACAGUGCAGGUAAAAAUAUACCAAUUUAUCAGAAUUCUUUAAUUAUUAAGAGGGAUAGUUAUUAUGACAGUGCAAAUAGACCAAAUAUUGAUAGUGAAAAAUGCGCUGAUGAGGUAAUCGGGUACUAUAGUAAAGGAGGAAGUACAGGUAAAGUUUUCACUUCAAUUAACAGAGUAGAGAAAAACAUGAAUAUCUCAAAUUUUGGAAAAAAUUAUGACAAAACGGAUGAAAGUAAUUGGAGCAAUAACAUACACACGAAUGUGAAUGUAAAUGUAAAUGUAAAUACGAAGAACACUAACGAGUGUUGCAAAAAUGAGGAUGAUUGGGAAGAGGAGGAGGAACAUGAUGAAGAAGAAGACACAGUAGCAGCAGAAGCAGCAAUAGCAGUAGUGGAAAAAAAAUUAACAGCAAUUGGGGGCACAGGUAAAAUUUUUGAUUUGAAAAAUGACUACAAGUGGAACUACGAACGUUUAAUAUAUCCUGAACAUAUAAAUUUUAAAAGGGCUUUUUUCUUUAACUUUAAAAAGGACAUAUAUAUUUAUGGGGCCAAAAAGAAUAAUUUUAUUAUUCCAGAUAAAAUCUUUAAAAUAUGUAAUAACGAAAUUGCCGUAAUAAAUACUAGUGGGGCAACACCUCAGUUAUAUAUUAGAAUUUAUCUUGUACAUGAUAUAUAUGAAAAUUCGCUAAGUGAUAUUAAAUCGUACAAAUAUAAUAAAGACAAAGCGAGUGAAGAAUUGAAUCCUACCUACUGUAAUAAUAUAUAUAAUUUUAAACAUAAAAAUUAUAGCACAUUAUAUGAGCAAAAUGACUAUCUCAAGGAUUAUACUACAUAUAAUAGAAGUAUAUUUAAAGGGGAUAGAAAGAACGAAAGUGUAGAGAACAAAUGUGUAUACAUUUUGGGAUGCAAAGAAAAACGAGUACUUGACUUAUAUAGAAUAUAUAAACUCGAUUUAAGUAACUUUGAGUGGGAAGAAAUUAAAAUUACAUACAAUAGAUUAUUAAAUGUGUCAAGAGAAGAUUUCUCCAUAAUUUUUAUUAAUAACUCCUUGUAUAUAUAUGGUGGUGUCAUAUUGAAAAAAAAUAAGUGGGUAAGUUGUGAUGAAUUCUGGAAAUGCAAUUUGAAAAAAAGAAAAUGGAAAAUGCUUACGCUAAGGGAAAAAGGGGGAAUGAAGAAGCAGGAAAAGCAGGAAAUGCAGGAAAUGCAGGAAAUGCAGGAAAUGCAGGAAAUGCAGGAAAAGCAGGAACAGAAGGAACAGCAGGAAAAGCAGGAAAAAACAUACGAUUUGUAUUAUGACACUAACUUGUCAUCCCCACUCAAUCAUUUUAUAAGUUUAAACAAUUCGGGUAAUAAUCUCGGUGGAAGUACUAAAUUGGACGAACAUAAUAAAACUGGCAGUAAUUAUCAUGCUGAUAGAUGUGAUGAAAAUGAGUGUAAUGAUACUGCUAAAGGGGGAAGUGUUAAUCAGACAUGUAGGAAGGACCAAAAAGAAAGUAUAAAGAGCAACAACGAUGGAGUGACAAAAGAUGGUAAGGAUGAAAAUUCAUCCAUAUUAAUGAAUGUUCGCUUUGUAGAAAGAUAUCCAUCCAGCAGAGCAUGCCAUUUGUGUGUUUUCUAUCAAAAUAAGAUUUACAUUCAUGGAGGUACUAAUUUAACAGAAGAAAUGGACGAUUUUUAUUUCUUUGAUAUGGGAAAAAAAAAAUGGUUUGAAAUAAUUCAGGAUGGACAAAUCUAUCCUUCCAAAAGAUAUGGUCAUUCUGGGUAUAUCAUAAAAAAUAAAUUAUAUAUAUAUGGUGGGUUUACGAAAUAUCUCAGCUGUAAUGUUGUAUAUAAUGACUUUUUUGAAUAUGAUUUUGAAAAAAACACGUGGAAACAAAUAUUUACAGUGGAUGAUUUAUGCUAUUUAAAAAGUGAACUAAAGAAUGAACAACAAAUUUUUUCCCGAUUCCUACAAUUACUCGUGUUAAAAAAUUUUUAUAAAAAUAAAUUAUUAAAUCGUCUAAACUCCAGGAAGAAAUAUAAUGACAUAAAAAAAACUCUCCCUACUGAUGAUGAAAAUAUUAAAAGGGACACUUCCACCAAUUUUAGUAACGAUAAAGACGCAAAAGUAAAUUUAGGCAAUCAUGAAAGAGAAUAUGUUCAAGUGCAAAAAAAAGAAAUACUGAAAAAAGAAAGAGACUACAGUAGAAAAGAAAUCUAUCAACAGAAAAACAACUUCGAAAUGUAUAUACACCAUAAGUAUGACAGCACGUUCGUCGAAUGUAAAAAUUUGCCUCUUAUGGAGAAAAAUAAUACUACCAUUAGCAGCAGCAUUAACGGUAUUUCUGAAUCGGGCUUUUUCGACCAUUCUAAUUGUACCACUGAUGGAAAUAUAUUAAAUGGGGGUAAUAAUAUUUUCAAAGAAAAGGAACAAGUAAAAUUAAAACUUUACGAUAAUUUUUUGUCCAUAAAAAAUUUAGGCUACUGUGAUGAUAUAAUAAUGCCUUAUAACAUCUUCAGAAAUAAGUGCCUUUAUUAUGACAGUUCAUUAUACUUGAUUGGUGGAUGCGGUAUUGACAAUAAUUUGCACAAAAACACAAUCAUUAAUAUAGAUAACUUUAUCUAUUAUGAUAACUUUUUUAAAAUUAAAAUAGACAAUUCGUACACAGAUUUUAUGCUGCAUUAUUUAUUUUAUAUGGAUGCAUUUUUUUUUGAAUUUAUUGAAAAGGUGAGAAUUGCCACGUUUAAAUAUUCAGGACUGGAUCAAAAAAAUGAGUGGGCGUGUUACACAAACGAUGAGGAGGAAUAUGAAGACGAUAAAAAUGUAGAUAAAAAUGAAGAUAAAAAUGUAGAUAAAAAUGAAGAUAAAAAUGUAGAUAAAAAUGAAGAUAAAAAUGUAGAUAAAAAUGAAGAUAAAAAUGAAGAUAAAAAUGCAGAUAAAAAGGAAGAUAAAAAUGAAGAUAAAAAUGCAGAUAAAAAGGAAGAUAAAAAUGUAGAUAAAAAUGUAGAUAAAAAUGCAGAUAAAAAGGAAGAUAAAAAUGCAGAUAAAAAGGACGACGAAAAUCAGGAGUUAUACACAGUGCACAAUUUAACACAGAAUGAUGCAACUUUAAAAAAGUAUGAUUUGUUCAGAAAUAAUUCUCAAACAGAAAAGGACACCACUUUUUUCGAUGACAUACGCUCAAAUAUAAAAAUGAUUGAUGACGAAUUAAAUGAUAUUAUGUUUAUGAAUAUUACACCAGAAAAAGAAAAAGAUAAUAGGGAAAACUUUUUUAAUAAGGGAAACGACCAAAAUAUUAGAAAAAUAAAAGAAUAUGUCUCUAAUAAUAACAUGCACAAGUCAGCAAAUAAAAAGUUGGGGAAUAUAUUUUUAUUGGCUCAAAAUAAAAAAAUAUGUGAAUUGUUAAUAUUUUUAUUUGACUUAUAUGACAACGUAUAUUGCAGGGGUAAAAAGGUGCAAAAGGUCGUAAAAAUUAAUAAAAAAAAAGAUGAUAUUAUAAGCAUUCAAAAUAAAAAUAGUUUGCGCGAUAAUUUAUUCGAAAAAAAAGGCACAGAACAAAACAAGCACAUUCCUUCGUAUUAUUUGCUCACAAGUAAAAGUGAAAUAAAGACAAAAAUAAGUGACACUGCAUUUUCAAAAGUAGAACAAAAUGGGAACAAGCCUUUUCAAUUUCAGUCUAGUGAGAUGGAUCUUCACAAGGAAAAAAAUAAUGCAUUUCAGAGGUAUGGAGUAGGUGAAAAAAACAUUGGUAGUAGUAGCAAUAGCGGAAGUAGUAGAAGUCGUAACAAUAGCAGCAAUCGUAGCAGUCGCAGCAAUCAUAGCAACCGUAGAAGUUGUGAACACGAUGGCAAGGAACUACUCAAAAAUACUCUUGAUGAUGCCACGAUAAAGCAGCACAGUGAAGACAAAAGGUAUGAAAAUGAAAAUGAAAAUAAAAAUGACAAUGUACAUACGAACGCUAAUUUACGUAAUUAUGUACAAGGUAAUAAAGAAUAUAUGUAUAUAAACGUACACAGUGAAAACAUACGAAAUAAUAGUGUAAAUUAUUGUGGUAAUACCUAUAAUGAAAAAGAUGAUGAGCUUUUUCGUGAAUUCAAAAAAGAGAACAAUAAAAUAAAUUGCAACAGUGUUUGCAGUGGGAAAUUUUAUAUCCAUGAUGGCAGUUAUAUCGAUGAUGGUAGUUAUAAGAACAGUGUCAACUAUAACCAUAACAACUGCACCCAGAAAAACCCCAUUUCUUAUGAUACUAAUGGGGAAAUUCAUUUCAGAGAAAACUUUAGGAACAAUUACAAGAGAGAAAAGGAUGACAUUCCAUAUGAAAGCCCCUUAGUUUUUAAUAACAGCAUAACAAGAGAAAAGAGAUGUAUGCAAAAUUGCAAUAUUGUUGGUUUAAAUGAUGAAACAGAGGGCCUGAAUAUUAUUCCGAAAAAUGUAAAUUUUGGAUCUGAAAUAGGGAGCAGUUACAACGAUAAAAAGGAUAAUGACGCGAAUAAUAAUAACAGCAAUUAUAACAAUGUUUGUAAUAAUAGUUUUUAUACCAGUAGUGUUCAUAACAGCAGUGUUCAUAACAGCAGUGUUCAUAACAGCAGUGUUCAUAACAGCAGUGAUCAUAAUAGCAGUGGGCAUAAUAGCAGUGGUCAUAGCAGCAAUAGUCAUAACAGCAAUGGUCAUAAUAGCUGUGUACACAGUAGUAGUGUCGAUAACACCAUUUAUAACAAUUUUCAUAUAAAAAAUGCAAAUUUUGAUUAUUACUGUAAUAAUCAAGGGGACAGCUUAAACAAAAGGAAUAAAAACGACUGCUCUUACCACUAUAACAGCUCCAAUGUAGAAGAUGAAAUAAUUGCGAAUGCAGAAAAGAUGAAUAAUAUAGAUUUUUAUAACUACUAUGAAAAUAGUUUUAGAACUGAGGAAUACUUGAGUACAAGCCAAAUGCAUUUAAAUAUGGAAAAGUCCAUAAUAUACAAUUAUUUAGAAAAUUUUAAUGAAUUAAAUGAUGAAAAAUAUGCAGUUAAAAUGAAAAUAAGAAAAAAUGAUAUCUAUAAAUUGAUUUAUACAUAUACAAAAAGUGUAGAGAUACAAAAUAAUAUAUAUUUAAGAAAAAUUGAAAAAUUAGAAGAACAAGUUAGGGACCUCUUGGAAGAGAAUAAUCCCAUAGACAAAUAUGAUAAAAUAAUGGAAAAAGAAGAAGAGGAAGAAAAUGAAAAAAAAAAAAAAAAAAUGGAAUAUUACAUAUUUAAUGAAAUAAAUUUUGAAAAAUUAAAAAAUGAACACAUUUAUUUAAGAAAAAAAUUACAAUAUUUUUAUCAUAUAACAAAUAUAUAUGGCAUCAAAAUACAAAAACAAGAUCUAUAUAUACACAUUCUUGAAAAUAAAUAUGAAUAUUUAAUGAACUGUUUAUUGAAAUUAAAAUAUGUUUUAUUAAAAGCAGGUAUAAAUGAUGAUAUUAGUAAGUUUUUUUAUGAAGAUAAUUUUUUUGUUCAUGAAAAAAAUAACAAUAAUUCAUAUAAUGAUGGUAACAACAAUGUUAUGUGUACUAAUGAAUAUAUUUGGGGCAAUACUACUACUCAUCAAGUAAACUGCAGGAGUUACCUUUGA
Plasmodium malariae is the source of this 10803-nucleotide messenger RNA. RefSeq names its product conserved Plasmodium protein, unknown function. Gene Ontology annotation, molecular function: protein binding. The coding region runs from base 1 to 10803 and encodes 3600 amino acids. The record is from RefSeq and is a predicted model, not a curated record. NCBI's taxonomy places the organism in Eukaryota, Apicomplexa, Aconoidasida, Haemosporida, Plasmodiidae. The transcript has 3 exons.